GGCAAUACUCUAGUCCUUAGUUAAGCUUUGCAUGAAUUUAUAUGGUGGUCGUGGGUGUGGUUCAUGCCCGUUUUAUUAAUUAGUUGUUCACUUAUAAUCUCGCAUCUCAAUUAGUUAGAAACUGAAGAGAAAAAUCUGGGCUUAUCCUUUGAUUUUAUUUUAAAUUGUCAAUUAAAUUAUCCAUAUUUGGAAUUGGAUUGAAAAUAUUUUUAGCGAUGCGUGAUGUUGUAUCUCAAUAUGUACUUUACAAGGUGGAACUUUCACCUUGAGUUGAUGCGGUUAUGUAUAAAUGUAUGGAAUCGUGGUCGGUGUGGGUGCGUGUACUGUGUACGAAACGAAUGAGAGUCUUGUUACAAUUAUUUUGGUUUGAUAAAUUAGUUUGUUAAUUGGAAAUAGUUUGUAUUUAUGCCAUAGAAUCAUUUAAGCAUCAAAUAAAACACUCGCUGUAAACAUGAUCCUGAAUCUUGGACCGGGCUAUACGCCUCCGUCGUCUGAAAUUGUAUCGUUCAUUCGAGACUUCAAGAUCCUGGAUUGUACCUGUUGUAACCAGCUAAUGGGAUUUCAACACCGAAUUACUGGAAUGCUUUUUUGUACUACGGAUUGUAUCGAUUUAAAACGGCAUAAGCAAUGCCAGCAAGGGGGAGUUUUCAUAACACCACCGUCAUAUAGCGCGGCUCUUCUCGAGGCAGCGGAUUUGUACAAGGAAGUAAAUGACAAAUCAUUAGACAGCUCUGCGACAGAAAUACGUUGUCAGUCGUCCGGCGUUAAGAAGAUGGACGUAGUAAAUCAUUUCUUUAAGGAUAUACCCGACAAAGUUGAUCCUCUGUUGGAAUUGGAAAAGCCUAAGAUAACAACAACGGCAGAAGAAACACUCAAGCUUGAUGAGCAAAAAAGCGUUGAUGUCGUAGAUGCUACUGCUGCUCAAAAGCAUGAUCUCCCAGUAGCUAAAAAAUACAACAAAGAAGUAGAUGAGAAGCCGUUUGCCGGCUCUACGACAAAAAUACGAAGUUCUCAGGCAUCUGGCACUAAGAAGAUGGACGUAGCAAAUCCUUUCUUUAAGAAUUUACCCGACCAAAUUGAUCCUCUGUCGAAGCCCAAAGAUAACUCAAAGAUAACUGCAACUGAAGAAGAAGCACUUCAAAUUGAUGGGCAAAAAAGUUUUCCCCCACUACCUCCCAGGAAUGUCGAAAAAGUAGCUUCUGUUUCUCGAAAGAGUGCUCCACCCGUGGGGGGAGUAACUCAGAAUACGACCCAAUCUGAACCGCAAUAUCAGGCUGAUUCCAGUACCGCUACCGCUUCUUAUACUGUUCGAAAGAGUGCUCCACCCGUUGGUGGAGUAACUCAGAAGAAGACCCAACUUGAACCGCUAUAUGAGGAUGAUUCCAGUACCGCUCCUGCUGCUAAUACUGUUCGAAAAAUUGCUCCACCUGUGGGUGGAGUAGCUCAGAAUAAGACCCAAUCGGAACCACAAAGUCAGGCUGAGUCCAGUACCGCUACCACUGUUGCAGAGGUCAAGAAGGUUGUUAAAGAACCUGAAAUUAAAAGAUUUAUGUGGCAGAACUGCAAAUUCUCCAAGAAUUUGGUCGACGGUGCAAUAGUGAAGUCCACUCAUAUUUGGAACAUUAAUAAGCUCCAGCUUGCAACUGCAUUGGACGAGCAGGACCUUUUUGGUAUUCAGGACAAGGUGAAUAUCCACUUGCAACAAGUCAAAAAGAUGACACACCCACCCAUCAUUGAUGAGAUGGUAAUUGGGGAGUAUAAUGGAGAUUACUAUCGGGGUCGUGUAACUAAAAUUAAAGGAGAUGUCUACCGAGUCGUCUUUGUGGAUUUUGGAGAUGCACGAGAAAUGGCCUACACUGAAAUGUACCCGGUCUCCGAGUACAUCAUGAAGGAUCCAAUCUUCAGCGUAUGUGUGGUGCUUGAUGGAGUCCCACGAUUGGCGAAGAAAGUUAAACCAGGGAGAAAAUUGAGAGACUUGGUGUAUGGUAAAAUGCAACUGCAAAUGAUUGAUCCACUUGUCGUGAGUCAAGCUGAGCAUUAUCGUGCCGUUCUCUGGGUGUCCGAUGACCGUGAUUUGAACAAAAUUGUUCACGAGGUUGUUUCGAAAUUGGAGGCUGAUGUGUUGACACCAGCAAAUUGACUUUGAUUCAUAAUUCAAAUAUACAGCCAUUCAAUCAACUAGAUUGGCAGUACUUGAAUGCAUAAAUGCAUUCAUUCGCUCAUUUUGUUAUUAUACUUUUUAUAAUUCUUUUGAGAUAUUUUUUUACUUCUGUACUUGACUUAUGGGGUACCGAUAAGUUACAUUUUAUGAUAGAGUUAACUUGUGCUAAACAUGUGAUUAAUGAGCUGGAUUCUAGUUAAUAGACUUAUUACUCGAAAUGUUUGUAGCCAUGCUAGUAUUUAGUUUUUAUUUUUGGCUUUUGACAAUAAACAUUGAAUAUUAAAUAAAACUUUAAACAUA
Molecule: messenger RNA, 2461 nt
Organism: Folsomia candida
Lineage: Eukaryota; Metazoa; Arthropoda; Collembola; Entomobryomorpha; Isotomidae
Exons: 9
Coding region: 452-2140 (562 amino acids)
Source: RefSeq, a predicted model, not a curated record